Molecule: messenger RNA, 1673 nt
Organism: Venturia canescens
Lineage: Eukaryota; Metazoa; Arthropoda; Insecta; Hymenoptera; Ichneumonidae
Product: SUZ domain-containing protein 1
Exons: 4
Coding region: 265-801 (178 amino acids)
Source: RefSeq, a predicted model, not a curated record
CAUUAACUUACCGAUAAAAAUAUAACAUUGUAUUAUAAUACAACGCAGUGUGUUGGAUCGCGAAAUACAUGUGAAAACUGACGAUAUGGAUUGUGGGCCAUACAGAAUUUUCAUGCGGCAAGAAGCCCGAGAAACGACUGUAAAUAUCUCACGGGACUUUUGUGAGCAAGAGAAAGACUUUUGAACGGCGUUUUUUCGUGUACCUGUGAUAGAGAAGAGAAAAAGGAAAGAACCGCAAAAAAAGAAAAGUUUUCUACUUUCGCAAUGUCGACGGCCGAUGAGGUUUUCGACAGCUGGGAAGAAAUGGAGGAAUCCGGGGCACUGGACAAAAAACUCAAUUCUCUUCAGUUGAACACAUCGGAGUGCCUUGCAGAUGCUCAGUUACAAACUUUGACAACAGGGAAAACGACCACAACUAGAAUGAUAAUUCUAGGCGAGGAUGGUAUGCGAUCUCAGUAUGUGCCGCCGAAGCCAACAGUGAAGAUUUUAAAACGCCCCCAGCGGGAUUCUCAAGGUAGCGGGGAUGGUCCAUUGACGAACGGGGAUAAGCCGAAACAGCCGAUAAAGUCGUUAAAGCAAAGAGAGCAGGAAUAUGCAGAAGCGAGAAAGCGAAUAUUGGGUGAAGAGAGAAGUCCGGAGGAGCAAAUUGGGCAACCGAUUAAUAAGAUACAAGGGAAACAGGGAAACAACGGCAACAAUGGGAACAGCGGAGGAGGAGGAGGCGGAGGAAAUAUAUCAAGCAAUGUAAUCAGAAUGCCUAUGGGACCGGAUGGUACGCCUGGUUUCAAUGUGAGAAGGUAGCAAGUGGUGCGAGGAAAUUUCCUCUUCUAUACCCAUCUUUUGUCUCUUGGACUUCUCCUCCGGCCACGGAGAACGAAUAAAUGAGAGAACACAGUGAUUAAAAAGAAAAGAAUAUAAAUGAGACAAAACAAACCAAGGAUAAGAAAAGACGUUAAAAUAAGUGUAAAGAAUAUUUGAAUGUGGAGACACAACGGCUAUGAGGCCGACAGCAGUGAGCAGAAUUUUGCUACCCGAAUAUCCGGGUUAGGGAUCAGUCGCAAAGUGGAAACUGACGUUUUGAGUAAAAGAAGAAAAGGAAAAGUCUUGAUGAAUUCACGACUGAUCCCUAGCAUGGUGAAUGAGAACGCCGCUGGUCCUAUUUAAUAAUGCUAAAAAUAUGGAAACAAGAGACGAAGAUUAAAAUGUAUGACCUUUGCAUUAUGGGACAUGGAACAAACGCCGUCAACGUGACACUGUUCAUUGCCAAUUUAUGUUUUCACGCAUCUCAAUCUUAAAAAUUAAACAUUUUUUUUCUUUUGUUUCUCCAUUAUCAUGACCGCUUGCAGUGGAAGAUCGCUAGAGACAUUGAUAAUAACAGGAAAAAGAGAAGAAGUACUAUUCAUAAACCAGCAUAUUGAAACUCUUGGGACUUGGAUCGAACGUCGGAAAUAAGUCUCGUUCGCUCUCUCCUAUUAAAAAUUCCUCACGAAAAUAUCGUAUUGCUUUUUAAAUGUAAAUAUAUAUAUAUAUAUACAUGUAUAACUUUCUUCAUCAGCUGAGAGAUGCACUUUUCUCGAACUGACUUAUUGUAUAUUAAAAGAAAAACGAUGAAGCAUUUUUUUUCUUCUGUGGAGGAAAAAGUGUAAGGAGUUUAAAGCCAUUACGUUUCUCAA